Molecule: messenger RNA, 800 nt
Organism: Aspergillus sclerotioniger CBS 115572
Lineage: Eukaryota; Fungi; Ascomycota; Eurotiomycetes; Eurotiales; Aspergillaceae
Product: flavin reductase family protein
Exons: 2
Coding region: 60-800 (246 amino acids)
Molecular function (GO): FMN binding
Source: RefSeq, a predicted model, not a curated record
CCCCAAAACACAACACACAAUACGCAACACCCCAGAAAAGUCCACUAUAAACAUAAAACAUGUUCUACCAACCCGGAGUCACCGACCACGGUCUACCCCACGAUCCUUUCAAGGCCUGUGUCAUCCCCCGCCCCAUCGGGUGGAUAUCCACCAAAAACAAAAAAGGCCAAUGCAACCUGGCCCCCUACUCCCAAUUCAACAACCUCACCUUCGACCCGCCCUACGUAAUGUUCUCCUCGAACCAAACCGCCCACGGCACCCGCAAAGACACCGUCAUCAACGCCGAAGAAACCGGCACGUUUGUGUGGAAUCUAGCCACCUGGAAUCUCCGCGAAGCCGUGAACAUCACCGCCGAGCAGACCCCCUACGGCACAGACGAGUUCGAGCUGUGCGGCGUGACCAAGGAACAGGCCACGUUGGUGGAUGUGCCGAUGAUCAAGGAGUCGCCGGUGAAGUUCGAAUGCGAGUAUCAUACCACGGUCCGGUUACCGGGGAACCCGCCCAUGGGGACAGUGGAUAUUGUCAUUGGGAAGGUGAUUGGGGUGCAUAUUGCGGAUGGGGUGCUGACGGAGGGGUUGUUGGAUGUGAGGAAGACGGAGCCGAUUGCUAGAUGUGGGUAUUAUCAGUAUACGGUGGUGAGGGAGACGUUUGAGAUGGUGAUUCCGAAUAUGUCGGAUGAUGUGUUGUAUGGGUUGGAGGGGAAUGCGGCGUUGAAUCGGAGGAAGAAUGAGGUGAAUAUGGCGGGGGGACAGGGGGAGGGGGGUGUUGAGAAGGUGGAGGAGAAGGAGAAGGAGAAGUAG